UCUGUUUCACUUUCUGGAGCCAGUUGAUAUAUAUAAAAAACUUUUUUCCUGGAAUACCCCUUUAAGGACCUGUUUACGCUGUGUUGCACAGGGUUCUAUCCUGAAGGUGAUGCUUCUUGGGGAUGAUUUUUGUGUAAUAAUAUCUCAGCUUUUCUUUUUUUUAAGGGGUUCAUACAGAAUCUAAGCAAAACAAAGUUCAUGUGACAUAUAAGAUACUGCUGCAGUAUGGACUCCUGUGGAUCCAGGCCUUAGUGUUGCAUCAGUGAAUAGUGGGUGGUCUGAUCGGGGUUUAGAGAUUCUAGGUAUACACCUCUUCAUCCUGGCGCUGACACCCCUUAAAAUCAGUUUAAAUGAGAAUGUCCCUGGCGCAGAGAGUGCUGCUGACAUGGCUCUUCAGCUUACUGUUCCUGAUCAUGCUGGUGCUGAAGCUGGAUGAGAAGGUUCCCUGGAGCUGGUUCAUCAUCUUCAUCCCCAUCUGGAUAUUUGAUACCAUUUUAAUAGUUAUGUUAAUUGUAAAGAUGGCAGGACGGUGUAAAUCUGGAUACGACCCCAGAAAUGGAGCUCAGAAUAUGAAGAGGAAGUCUUGGUAUCUUACUGCCAUGCUUUUGAAGUUGACAUUUUGUCUUGUCCUGUGUGCCUUGCUGGAUAAUUUCACCAGCAUGUUACUAUGUCUCGUAUUUAUUCCAUUGUGGAUCCUGCUCAUUGGAGGACUAAUUGAACUGGGAUAUAAUGUGUUCUAUGUGAGACGUGACUAGCCACCAGACAAGGUAGCCACUGGGUCGUGUCAUGUGACCUGCUGGGUUACCCAAUGUCUCAUCAUCACCAUGAACUGUACAGUAUGUAAAUAAACUAUGUACAUUGAUGUAAUUCUGACUUCUAUGUUUUGGAGACUGUGUCAUUCGAUUAAUGGUGCCCUGAGGGCAUCAUAUACAGAGACGCUGAAGAGAAACUCAGCCCUUCUCCUGACAUCCUCACUGAUAAUGGGCUGCACAGUAGUCCUCUCCAUUAUGUACACUUGCUUCAUAGUCCGUUACUGAUGAGGACGGGCUACCUCUGCCCACCAGCUGCUUACAGAUAGCUGCCAAUUAGAGGCUAGUGGUUUGAGUGGCAUGGCACUCAUUCUCCAUUAUAUAUCAGGACCAUGGCUACACGGAGUGAUGUAUGCAAUACAGCCUCUUCGUCACUAGUUUACACUGCCCUCAGAUAGGGCUGCAUAAAUACAGUGACAAAUUCACUUUAAGCAUUGAAUUUUUACGGAUCUGUUUUUAAAGCAAUUCUUUAAGGGGGUGUCAGGGUUUAGGAAAAGGGUCUGCUUUUUUUUUUUUUCUAGAAACAAUGCCACCCUUGCCCAUAGUUUGUGUCUGGUACUGCAGCUCAUCCCCAUUCAAGUCAUCGUAAGCAGAGCCUUAUCAGGGUAAGUAAACAGCAGGAGCAGAGAGCCAGCAGUGGCCUGGGAGAGGUCAGCAUGUAGUAGUUCGUGUUUUUAUUUUUUAUUUUUUACAGACUUAACACCUAUUAUGUUUUAAUAAAAUUGCAAUAUUUUUUGAAGUAAUGCCCUGUCUGUUUAAAUCUUAAAGGGGUAUUUUCAUACCAGGUAAAAUAAAAAUAAAUUCUGCAGUACCAUAUAUCAUUGCUUACCUGUCUGCCUCAGUUACAAAACAUUCGUUUUUGGGGUUUGUAGUGUCUUUUGCCUAUUAUGUCCUUACUCCUUUCUGGUUGAGCAGCUGCUGAGAACUACAAUCCCUGCCUACUCCCCUCCCAUUGCACUCCUGCCAGCUUUCCACCAAGAGCUGCUGCAGAACAUUGCAUAACACGGCAGACUCUCUCCACACAGCAAAUCUACAAAAGCUGCUGUAUUUAUUCCCAGUCUGUUCCUCUGCAUGUGGCAUUGUGCAGCACAAGGCAGCAUGCUAUGAUAAAUGAAGAUAUAUGUUUCAUGAUUAAGGCUGAAUACCGUGACCGAAAUGCGUUACUUUGUACACUGUCCAUGUCUGUUUGAUCCGUAAAUAAAGAAUAUCUCAUUGAGCCUG
Messenger RNA from Hyla sarda, 2030 nucleotides. It is a transcript of the gene TMEM60, whose product is annotated as transmembrane protein 60. NCBI's taxonomy places the organism in Eukaryota, Metazoa, Chordata, Amphibia, Anura, Hylidae. The record is from RefSeq and is a predicted model, not a curated record. The coding region runs from base 351 to 755 and encodes 134 amino acids. The transcript has 2 exons.